AUGAUUUGCAUAUAAUAAGUACAAGAAUUCUUUAUCAGAUAAACUAUUGGGAUAAGUGAUUCUGAAUAUUAUUUAGUAUGGGAUAAAGAGUUGAAUCAAAUAAUUAAUUUCCUACUGAUAGUGGAUUAGCUUCAUCCUUAUCAGAGUUAUCUUCACUAGCCUUAUGUUAAUUAAUUGAAUAUUUUAAAGAUUGCAAUAGAUGUUCGAAAUUUGAGCAGAAUUGAUUCAGGAAGUGUUUGCAGAUUUUUUAUGUAAAAUAUGUAGUAAAAGCAAAAACUAAAUAAUAAAUGGUAUUUAUGA
Messenger RNA from Paramecium pentaurelia, 300 nucleotides. The record is from the annotation of a GenBank genome assembly. NCBI's taxonomy places the organism in Eukaryota, Ciliophora, Oligohymenophorea, Peniculida, Parameciidae.